GUGGACGAUUUUUCCUGAUGGACAGUUGGCUGCGGGCAUAUGAAGCGCCUCCGUUAGAUCAGUCCCAGAAUCUGUAUAACAUGUCCGCGUGGCGUGAGAACGGUAUCACGACUUUGAGGUUCUUUAGGAAAAGGAUUACUGGAGACACUCGAGACUUCCAGUUCACAGACACGAACUGUCCGUAUCUGAUAUUCCCAGUGAUGGGCGGCGUGUUCAAUGCCGUGAAUAAAAGGAUACGAAAACACGAAACGACUCCAAUUAUAUCGGACAGAAAAGUUUGUAUCAGAAGUUGCAAGACAUCCGCUGCCACUCAGGCGCCCGUCAAUACCGUUGCCAAACAAAACACCGAACAGUCCGUCAAAACUAACGAUGAAAAUGUUCCUAAAGACAAAGACUCGUCAAUACCGCCGAUGUCGCCGACCACUCAAAAGCCUAUUGAGUCGAAAACUAGAGAGAAGGAAGACGUCAAUGACAUCUCGUAUACAAUUGAAUUAAAAUUUCCCGGAAUUUGGAGACAAAGUUUGAGUAACAAAUACUCUGAUAAUUAUAAGACAAUGGUCUCUAAUAUUAAGCAACAAAUGGAGAGUGAAUUGAUGAAAAAUUAUCCGACAUUUACUAAAUUAGAUGUUAAGGAACUGAUAGGUCAUGAGACAGAAUCCAAUGAUGCGAUCGCUUCCAUCAAUUUAGACGUUAAACAAAAUGAUAACCAAAACGAUAACAUUGAGACAUAUUCUCUGUUGUCUACGGUUUUAAGCGCUAUUAUAAGUGAUGAGAAGUUAGGAGAUAUACGAGUUGACCCGAAAUAUCUAAUUAUUGACAAAAAAGACGAAAGCAAUUCGCUGAGUAAAGAAUUUGGUACUCAUUUCUUCAAUGAAGAGCAGACCAAAUGGAUAAUCAUAUUUGUGGGAAUCGCAGCUCUAAUCGGAUUAGUACUAAUCCAGGCCUGUUGUAUGCUAUGGAGAGAUAGAAACGACAGAAAAAAUAAAGCAAAACAUGACAAGUCUGCACCCAAUUCUCAAUACAAGGACUACGCGGACGUGAGCGCCAGAAGUGGCUAUAGUUAUGAUAAUUACGGGGCGUCUGAUGAGACGGACACCCCAUUGAAUACAAACGGACAAAGUGUGGGAAGGAGUGAGAAAAUGAAUGGAAACAAACAGUAUUACAAAAAUAUGGGGCCCGAGAAGAUGAGCCAAAAGUACAUGAGUGCCACUCUAGAGAGACAGCCCUCUCGGUCACGGAUUCAUGAGCUGACCACCAGUGCUUACGCCACUCAUGACCGAAAAGAUGCCUACAAUCGGCACUUCGUUCAGCCCUCAUUCUCACCACAACUUCAACCGGACUUUUACUUUAUGCCCCAUCAGAGGAGGUAUUCCGGAGAAGUGGUCCGAGUGUUUGUCGACUAUAAUAAUCCUCAGUUCACACCCAAGUAGACCCAAAUUCAUUGGUUUAUUCAUUUCAUUAUUUAAUAUGACUUCAAAUACUCAUUUCGUUCAUUGGUUUCUCAGACUUUGGUUAUCAAGAG
Molecule: messenger RNA, 1522 nt
Organism: Oppiella nova
Lineage: Eukaryota; Metazoa; Arthropoda; Arachnida; Sarcoptiformes; Oppiidae
Source: the annotation of a GenBank genome assembly